AUGGUGUGGAAAUGGCUGGGCGCGCUGGUGGUGUUCCCUCUGCAGAUGAUCUAUCUGGUGGCGAAAGCAGCCGUCGGACUGGUGCUGCCCGCCAAGCUGCGGGACCUGUCGCGGGAGAACGUCCUCAUCACCGGCGGCGGGAGAGGCAUCGGGCGCCAGCUCGCUCGCGAGUUUGCAGCACGAGGCGCCAGAAAGAUUGUUCUUUGGGGCCGGACUGAGAAAUGCCUGAAGGAGACAACAGAGGAGAUUCGGCAGAUGGGCACCGAGUGCCACUACUUCAUCUGUGACGUGGGCAACCGGGAGGAGGUGUACCAGACGGCCAAAGCUGUCCGGGAGAAGGUGGGCGACAUCACCAUCCUGGUGAACAACGCCGCCGUGGUCCAUGGGAAGAGCCUGAUGGACAGCGACGAUGAUGCCCUCCUGAAGUCCCAGCAUAUCAACACCCUGGGCCAGUUCUGGACCACCAAGGCCUUCCUCCCGCGCAUGCUGGAGCUGCAGAAUGGCCACAUCGUGUGUCUCAAUUCCGUGCUGGCGCUGUCCGCCAUCCCCGGCGCCAUCGACUACUGCACGUCCAAAGCUUCGGCCUUCGCCUUCAUGGAGAGCCUGACCCUGGGCCUGCUGGACUGUCCGGGCGUCAGCGCCACCACCGUGCUGCCCUUCCACACCAGCACUGAGAUGUUCCAGGGCAUGAGGGUCAGGUUCCCCAACCUCUUCCCCCCGCUGAAGCCGGAGACGGUGGCGCGGAGAACGGUGGAAGCCGUGCAGCUCAACCAGGCCCUCCUCCUGCUCCCGUGGACCAUGCACGCCCUUGUCAUCUUGAAGAGCAUACUCCCACAGGCUGCCCUCGAGGAGAUCCACAAAUUCUCAGGAACCUACACCUGCAUGAACACUUUCAAAGGGCGGACAUAAGGCAGGACCCAGAGAUGCUCGAAAGCCACGGAACCUGAGGGGGCAUGACACCUGGGCACACACCCAUGUGCCUGUCCCUUGGCACACUUCUGCUGGGUGAGCAGGACUGCUCCUGUCCCAGGCAAGAAUCCAGCUGCCCCGCCCCACCCCAAGCCAGCCCCAGGACCUUUGCACAGGACUGGUGGGCAUAACUGACCCCCAUGGGGAGGCAAGAAACCAGCCAGCAGCCGCCUUGACACUUUUGUACAUUUCUAAUUCUGUAGAGUUUAUUGUUAAAUUGCUUCUCGAGUCUAAUCAGCCUCAGCAGUGUGCAUAGACUAUUUCCGGGAGGGUCUGUGCCAGACGCUCCUUCUCUUUCUCCAAAAUCCACUCAUCCUCAGCUUGCGCAAACUGGUUGAACGGCAGGAAUGAAAAAUAAAGAGACAUGGCUUUUGCGA
Molecule: messenger RNA, 1346 nt
Organism: Equus quagga
Lineage: Eukaryota; Metazoa; Chordata; Mammalia; Perissodactyla; Equidae
Gene: DHRS3
Product: dehydrogenase/reductase 3
Exons: 6
Coding region: 1-909 (302 amino acids)
Cellular component (GO): lipid droplet
Molecular function (GO): oxidoreductase activity, acting on the CH-OH group of donors, NAD or NADP as acceptor
Source: RefSeq, a predicted model, not a curated record